Molecule: messenger RNA, 472 nt
Organism: Culex quinquefasciatus (southern house mosquito)
Lineage: Eukaryota; Metazoa; Arthropoda; Insecta; Diptera; Culicidae
Exons: 3
Coding region: 42-437 (131 amino acids)
Biological process (GO): sensory perception of smell; detection of chemical stimulus involved in sensory perception of smell
Cellular component (GO): plasma membrane
Molecular function (GO): olfactory receptor activity; odorant binding
Source: RefSeq, a predicted model, not a curated record
ACAAAUAAUUAUUUUACAGAGUAACAGAAUUGAUUGAAGAAAUGUGCCACAUUCCUGUGGCUCUGGAAUUUCUCACCUGUGUGCUGCUUUGGUGUUUGGUCAUGUUUUAUACCUCAACUACCAUGGGCUACGACUUGUUUAGCAUCUUGAUCGUGGUCCUUUCCUCCCUGGUGGAAGCCUUCGGCUAUGCCUACCUGGGCUCGGAACUAUCCGAGCAGGCUGAGAAGGUUGGCGUGGCCUGCUACGAUUUGCCCUGGUACGUGAACUGUUCGAAGGAGCUGAAGGGAACGUUCCAACUAAUGAUUCAACGCAGCCAAAAAGUUUGUCAGCUUACUGGGAUCAAAAUGUUGCCAAUCGAACUGAAGACAUACGGAGACAUCUUAAGAUUGUCUUAUUCAUACUAUUUGAUUUUAAAGGAUCUUCUGGAUGCAUUUUGAAAAAAGCACCAUUAUUCUGCGUUUUAUUUCAUAAA